This is a messenger RNA of Ilyonectria robusta, 711 nucleotides long. RefSeq lists its product as uncharacterized. Bases 363 to 578 code for a protein of 71 amino acids. Lineage: Eukaryota; Fungi; Ascomycota; Sordariomycetes; Hypocreales; Nectriaceae. The transcript has a single exon. The record is from RefSeq and is a predicted model, not a curated record.
GGACAAUAUUUACCAGGUCCUUGUGGUAGAUGCCGUAGCUAGCGUAUAAUACCAAGUCGAGUCUGGAAAGUAAACUAUUGAAGAGCAUUGGUGUGCCAAGUGAAUCGAGCUCAGUGGGCCUCUUUAGCAACUAUCCUUGCGUGAGCCACCCGCCGGAAGAAUGGCUAAGACUAGCCAUGUGUAGGACAGCACAGGCCGAGGCAGAGUGAUUGCCUUUGUAAUGGGCUGACUGCAGCGAGCGGCUGGUCGGUUUGAGAUUGACCGCGCCGAGGUACUGAUACACGGGAGUAGGCAAUGAGGGCAGAUAUUUCAGCCUUGCGAGCGAUGUUGUUCAAUAGAUCCAAGACCAGGGAAAUGAAACCAUGGUUCCGGCCUGGUGGUUACUUUUGGCACGCAUUUUUGCGUUAAUAUUCCGGAAGCGUGAACAAUCAACAAUCAACCAAGUGGAAGUGACCCGUAUGAACCGAAUAAGCCUAUUGCCACUGGCCGUUCCCAUGCGGUCGGGAACGUUGGGGCACACCAACGAGAGAGACGGAGCGCCAGGCGGGCCGGUGGGAAGAAAACGGCUUCUCCAAUAGCGGCGUGGUGCAGUUGGGAGGCGACGCAGGCUGCCCAGAACAGCGAGGAUAGCCAGCGGAUUAGUGGAUGGCGGGCUGCGAUGGCGGCGGCUGGCAGUGGUUGGAUCCGAGCGUGCAGCGAUGACGACACUGG